Electrophorus electricus (electric eel) is the source of this 2148-nucleotide messenger RNA. It is a transcript of the gene shtn1, whose product is annotated as shootin 1. The record is from RefSeq and is a predicted model, not a curated record. Gene Ontology annotation, molecular function: actin binding. Lineage: Eukaryota; Metazoa; Chordata; Actinopteri; Gymnotiformes; Gymnotidae. Gene Ontology annotation, cellular component: cell leading edge; axonal growth cone; cytoplasm. Gene Ontology annotation, biological process: neuron projection morphogenesis; positive regulation of neuron migration.
UUACAAUGGCGACGGCAGAAGAAGAAAAUCAAAUGAGAACUAUAUCCGAGCUCUCGGAUGGAGCUCUACUCCAGUACGAGCACCUGAGAAGGGAACAGGACAGAGCCCAGGCUGAGUGUAAACAGCUGAAGCUGGAGAGAGAUGAGGCCCUGCAGAAGCUGCAGGAAUUUGAGAGAGUGUCUCAUAUGGUGCUACAGGAGGUUAGCAGCAUGCAGGAGAAUCUGGAGGUGGAAAAAACAUGCAGACAGACCGUCGAAGCUUUUGCAACAAAGCUGAACAGACAGAACCGCUCUCUAAAGAGGAAAAGUAUGCUUUACAUGGCCCACCUUGGCGCUGAUGUCAUUGCUAAUAUCAAUCUGGAUGAUGAGGAUGAAGAAGAUCAGAAGGAGGAGGAGCCUGGGACGUGUAGCUCCUCUCAUUGCCAACGUGUCAUCACAGAGCUGAAGGAUAAAUUUGAGUUAGUUUUGGAAGAGAAGAAAAAUUUAAUCAUCAACCUGGAGGCGACUAAAGAUCAGCUUCGGCAAACCAGGGAGGAACUCCUGAGAGAAAAACAUGAUAAUACUGUUCUGAUUGCGGAAACGCUUCAACAAAAGAAGCUCCUGGGAAAAUAUAACAGAGUGUCUCAUUAUGCAGUGGUGGAAUAUGAGGAGUUGCAGGCAGAUCUGGUGCUCGAAAAGGACUUGCGCGCAGAGGCAGAGAAGUUUGCACAAGAGAUGUUAGUGGAGCAGAAGAAGUUGAAGAGACAAAGUCAGGCAGUACUACAGAGUGUGUGUCCAUCUGAAGCACUACAGAAUGCUCUCAGAGAGAUCACUACACUCACACAUACACUGGAAACAGAGCGUCUGGAACACCAAAAACAGGUAAAGUAUUUGGAGACUGAACUGCAAGGUUCUGAGAUGCAGAAGCAGCUGGCAGCACUGGAGAGGAAUAUUUUGGUACUGGAGGAAGAGCGGAGAGAGUGUUUGGAAAAAUGCUCCAGAGCUGAGACCGAGGCCAAGGAUCUCCGAUUCACAGUGGAGGAGUUGCAGAAAAAACUCCAGCAGGUGUCGAACCCGGUGCCAACUCCACCCCCUCCACCUCCUCCUCCACCGCCUCCUCCACCUUCGCUCUCGGUCAACCCUCUCAGCUCCCUGUUCUCAAUGCUGCGCAAGAAAAAAGACGCCACAGACAUUCCACUAGUAGAAAAAGAUGCGCCAGCCAAAGACUCCGUGCCAGACGUUAGGCAGCAAGCAGUGACGGAGAUGAUGGAAAGGAUUAAAAAAGGCAUCCAGCUUCGACCAGUUGGUCAGACAGGCAACAGAACCAAACCAGCUCAGAGAGAGAAACCACCACCUGAAUCUGCCAUUCAGGAGCUCAGAGGGAUUCUGAGCUCUGUGAAACGCCCCUCCCCGUGCUCCUCGCCUGGAAGGCCGUCCUCCCCGGAGCCCGUGUCGGAGCUCCAAAGAGUUUUACAGAAACGGCGUGGAGCAGCAGAGACAGCACAUAACAGACUGUCAAAGCAGCGUUUCCCUAGCAGCGUCCUUGAUCUGACCCGAGCUAAGGCCACCCCUGGAGACCCUGGACAGGGCCCAAACAAACACAUCCUGCAGCAGUGAUCUCUCGACACCAACAUGCACCUGAACUGACUGUUUGGAACAGAGACUCUUGAUGAGAUUUGACAUCAGUACUGUGAACACCUACAAACCACAUUUCCUUCACCCAAUCAAAGUGUUAGUGGAAGAUUUUUUGUAUAUUCUCUCUCUUUGCAUGAUUUUGUUCUUCUUUGGUCAUUUGUUUCUUGUAAAAAAUAAUCUGUUAACUAAAAUAGUCAUUGCCAAUAAAACCUGCCACUACUAUGAAAUUACAUUUUUAAAAUAAGAUUAUUUUUAGAAUUAGGAACUUUUUAUAUUAGUACUGCACAUUCCACCAUUACAGAUGUUUGCAAAUCUGACAUUUGCAAAUGGUUUAGCUAGUCUGUGAAAAACUCCAAAUGGAUGUUUGUCUGUAAAUAACAGUAGAUGGUAACAGUUCAGCAAUUUGCCUGAAAGUGGUCAAAUAUUUUAUUGCUGUGUAACAAGAGUGCUGUACAUAAAGUCGCAUAGUCACGGUACGGCCCCUCCCCCCAAACGUCUCCCCGUGUGUGUGUGUGUGUGUGUGUGUGUGUGUGUG